UAGCAACAUGGCGGCGUUCUUUGCCUUUCUGAACAGGAGUUCUCUCCGAGCUAUUUAUCGGUUAAAAGUAGUGAGUGAGAGUCACGACGCCUCAAAGAUUCAUCAGCUGCGACAUUUGACCUCAUGCACAAGUGCAAGAACGCCGAAGAGACAAGUUCACAAGCACACAUCACGAUGUCUACCCAGUCCCAGCAGCUGGCACGUACACUACCUACGACACAUUUCAACGACGUCGGUACUCAGCGACGAGUUUCGAGUCGUCAAGUGUCCACAACUUGCCGAGUCAUUGAGUGAAGGUGACAUACGAUGGAACAAAGCUGUUGGUGACACUGUACAAGAAGAUGAAGUCAUCUGUGAAGUUGAGACAGACAAGACUUCAGUGCCGAUUCAUGCACCGGCUGCGGGAGUGGUUGCCGAGCUCCUCGUCGAAGACGGAGCAACGAUUCAGCCUGGCAAGGAGAUCAUGAAGCUCAAAGUUGGAGCUGGUGGCGGAGCGGCGUCAGCAGCGCCUCCACAAGCAGCGGCGGCAGCGCCAGCAGCACCGUCACCACCAGCCGCCGCUGCCGCUUCGGGCGCCGGCGAAGUGCGGACCGUCAAGUGCCCGCAGUUGGCCGAAUCGCUGAGCGAAGGAGACAUCCGCUGGAGCAAAGCUGUUGGUGACACUGUGGCCGAGGACGAAGUUAUUUGCGAAGUAGAAACUGACAAGACAUCAGUGCCAAUCCACGCUCCGGCCGGUGGAGUCAUCCUCGAGAUCCUCGCCGCCGAUGGAACCACAGUGCAGCCUGGCAUGGACAUCUUCCGACUGCAGGUUGGAGGAGCUGGUGGUGCCCCUGCCGCUGCGCGCCCGGCAGCAGCACCGGCAGCUCCAGCGCCAACGCCGGUGACCAGCACGCCGCCUCCAGCCGCGUCAUCGGGACCAAUACCGACAACGCCGCCUCCCACGCCAGCAAUGCCCACAGGACCAAUGGCCUCGAUUCCAGUGUCCAGCAUUCAGGUACCGGGCCCCGCUGCGCAAGCCGCUGCUGCAGCGGCCACAGCAGCAGCACCAGUUGGCGCAAGAACAGAGCAAAGGGUGAAGAUGAACCGUAUGCGGCAAAGGAUCGCACAACGUCUAAAGGAUGCACAAAAUGUAUAUGCCAUGCUGACUACGUUCAACGAGGUUGACAUGACGAAUGUCAUCCAGAUGAGGAAUAAGUACAAGGACACCUUUGCCAAGAAGCAUGGCGUCAAGCUGGGGUUCAUGUCUCCAUUUGUCAAGGCUGCCGCUUUUGCCCUGCAAGACCAACCAAUUGUUAAUGCGGUCAUCGAUGAGCAAGAAAUUGUGUACCGUGACUACAUCGACAUCAGUGUGGCAGUUUCAACGCCAAAGGGCCUUGUCGUGCCUGUGAUUCGCAACUGUGAGCGAAUGAACUACGCUGACAUCGAGAAGGCCAUCUUCGAGCUGGGCGAGAAGGCCCGCACCGGCAGCUUGGCCAUCGAGGACAUGGACGGUGGCACCUUCACCAUCAGCAACGGUGGAGUCUUUGGCUCCAUGUUUGGCACACCCAUCAUCAACCCACCCCAGUCGGCCAUCCUCGGCAUGCACGCCAUUUUCGAAAGGCCCGUGGCCAUCAGUGGAAAGGUUGAGAUCCGGCCCAUGAUGUACAUUUGCUUGACCUACGACCAUCGGCUGAUCGACGGCAGGGAAGCUGUAACGUUCCUCAAGAAGGUCAAGUCCGCGGUCGAGGACCCUAAUGUGCUUGUGCUUGACGUCUAGCACUGGAUCGGAGCCCGGUGAUGCACCACGUAUAGAAAUGUCUGGAUAAAGUUAAAUGUGAGAGGCCUGGCACACUAUGGUGGAUUGUACUUGAGAGGCGCACUUCAAAGUCUGAAGAUUUUUUAUUUAGGUCUUUACAACCAUUUUGCGGAAAGAUGUUUUGAAGCUAGAUGUAGUAAUUUGGAACGGGCACAGCCAACAGCUUCACAGCAGCCCUAGUGUUGUUGCCUUUCGUUUGUGUACAGGCCUGCCACUUCUCUUAAUUUUAUUAUUUUUUUCAUUCAUCUAGAAAGUGAAACACCUUCAAUAACACAGAAAGGCACUACUUGCAAGGAGACGGUGUCUUUGUACGAUUGUUUACUGACUGCUUUACUAGAAUGUUUCGAAAGCAGUUUUGAGAAAGGCUGGAGAAAAGUGUUUUUGUUUUUACCUUUUAUCGAGAUCACACUUGCCGGUUUCAAGAUAAAAGGGCAUGAUUCAUUAAACCAUGUUACAAAGCUCU
Dermacentor andersoni is the source of this 2258-nucleotide messenger RNA. RefSeq names its product dihydrolipoyllysine-residue succinyltransferase component of 2-oxoglutarate dehydrogenase complex, mitochondrial. NCBI's taxonomy places the organism in Eukaryota, Metazoa, Arthropoda, Arachnida, Ixodida, Ixodidae. The record is from RefSeq and is a predicted model, not a curated record. Gene Ontology annotation, biological process: tricarboxylic acid cycle. Gene Ontology annotation, molecular function: dihydrolipoyllysine-residue succinyltransferase activity. Gene Ontology annotation, cellular component: mitochondrion; oxoglutarate dehydrogenase complex.